Molecule: messenger RNA, 3263 nt
Organism: Ciona intestinalis (vase tunicate)
Lineage: Eukaryota; Metazoa; Chordata; Ascidiacea; Phlebobranchia; Cionidae
Source: RefSeq, a predicted model, not a curated record
GAUAGCUUCGUUAAAAUCCACACGCAUUGGCCGAGUAACGAUUCAUUUGUAUGAAGUCAAUUAUGUCCAAUUUGCCCGCAAACUGUUGAGGUUAAAUAACUGACCACACGCGCUAUUCGUUUAUUUAAAUUGGAUGUUAAGUCUAUUGACGUGUUGGCAAAUCGCGUCGUCAUGUUGUACUCCAGUAACUACGCUGCACUUUGUAUUUCAGAAGUACCUAUUCGCAACCAACACAGGAUUGCGACAUCGAAAUAAAUUGUGUCUCACCAUGCGAAUACACAUCACUGUGUUGGGGCAUGCCUAAUAUUAAUGACAUUUAUUUCUCAUGCUCAUGGACAGAAAAUUCGAGUGUAGGUAAAAACUACACAUCUUUAAUCAGCAGCGUAACAGGGUCAGGGAACUGUGAAUCUACAGUGACAUGCUUAUUAUCUGGUUCUAAUGAAAGGAUUUGUUCAACAUCUUUUUAUGCCAACUCUUCAAAGAUGUCAUGCCCAUUUCUAAUGGAUAGGCUUAUUUCUAGUAAAGAUGGUAGUUUAAGACUGACAAUAGAAGAGGAAUCUGAUAGUUGCACAACUGUUAGUAAACCAUUUGAUCCUUGUAAUAACAUUGUACUGGGCCCACCAACAUUGAAUGUGACAGAUAAUAACAAUAUUAUAUCAGUUAGUGUUGGAGAACCAGAAUGCCUUGCUAGCUUUGUAUCAUGGGCGGAUAUAAAAUACACAACUAAAUAUACUCUAUUUGAUGGGACAACUACAACACCAUCGCAAGUAAAGACAUCCACCUCAUUCACAUUGGAAAGCGCAGACUCUAGGAUGUAUACGUUUAUUGCAUAUGCAGAAAUUGCCGAGAGCCAACAACCUGGCAUCCCUGCUACCACUGAUCACCUCACAAAGCCUCACCAAAGUACUGACAACAACUUUGUUGACUUUUCAUGUUCUGACAACACUGGUAUAGUCACGGCAAAAUGGCAGAAAACAGGGAUAAUAGAUCUUUUUAAAGUAGCUGUUUUUGAAGAGAAAACGCUUUCUGUUCAAGCGUACCAUCUGGUAAACAACGUCCAAAAUGAGAAUAUCUUCUCGCAAGAUUUAACCCUGAGCAUGAACUUGAGUUACACGGUUUCACUUAUUGCUUCAAACCAGGCUGGUGAAAGCAAUGCCACUGAGCUGAUGUUCACCAAGGAGUUAUGUGACCAAAAAAACAAAGUCCCACAGAGGUGCACGAGAGUCUCUGGUGGUCAAUCAUGGAUGUUAUUGUCAUGGCAACCACCUGCAGCCCCUCAUAGUUACGAGGCAUUUCAAAUUUGCUACGCACAAAACAGUUACGAGUCGGUCAAAGUUUGCUACACAGCUAACACCCAGCAAGGCAGAAGCAAUUUCAUGUACAAUGUAACUGAACUACAGCUGUGUACUUUGUACGAAGUGGAUAUUGCUUCUGUCUAUGGAGAAAUUACUGUUGGUAAAUGUGCAGUUACAGCUUAUACGAUGGAAACAGCUCCGAUUUCUGCACCUAAUUUUGAAAUAAACUCAAUUUCUUCAAACGAAAUAAAAAUCGAGAUUUUCCCGUUGACCUCUGACCUCAGCUGCGGGGAUAUAACUUCAUACAACGUUACUUACAAUUCUAAAUCUGCAUUAACACUUGUGGAUCCUUCUGGUGUUGCCACCCUUUCAAACCUCAACCCAUACACUGAGUAUAAUAUAAAAGUUGCUGCAGUUAACAACGCAGGCACUGGGCCUUUUAACCAAACCAUUACCAAACUUACAGAACAAGCAGCACCAUCUAACCCCCCAACCCUUUACCUUGUAUCUACCAAUGGAGAUGAAUCCCUCAUUCAAUGGUUGCCGCCUAAUAUUAUCAAUGGACAAAUCUAUUGUUAUAUUAUAAUGCUGGGCGGUGCAAUCAGCAUUAAUGCCUCAGACAUAGGUUGUAAUAUUGAGAAUAAAGAUACGCUUUCAACAAAGGGGGAUCAAACCAAUAUUACUUUGAAUCUGGAAUCUGGUACCAUCCUAGAAAUAACCGCAUGCACAGGUAACGGUACGCUCUGUUCUGAUUGGUCAGCACCAAUACAAAUACCAAUACCAGAUACAUUAACAGUUGUGAUAAUAGCUUCAGUUACAAGUGUUGUGGGGAUUGUUCUUAUACUAGGAAUCAUAUACAUAUGUUUUGCAAGGGUUCUAAAAACAAAGAUUACAAAACCAGUGAUACAUAAAGAGGUUUUGAACAGUUUCAGUGAAACACCAGUAUCUUCAAAAUGUGCCACAGUGCAUAAACCUUAUGGAGGGGAAAAAGAAACCCAAUAUGAGGGUAUUUACUCUGUGUAUGAACUAAGAAAACCUGGGCUUGAAAACAAAGAAUUACCUAAAGUUAUUCAAGAAAUUGACAAAGCCAUUUCUACAUCUGAAAUUUUUGAAGAAAUUGCAGAAAAUUUAAAGACAAUUAAUCAAGCUAAAGAUGAAAAUAAUGGAAGUAUUUCCUCUCUUAGAAAAGAAGAAUUUUCUUUUAGCAAGGGGGAAAAUGAUCCUUAUAUUCGUCUUCCGGAUGCAUAUAUACAUUAUCCAGAGCAUGAUCUUCAUAGUGAUGGAGGAUCUUAUCCAUCGUGCCAGUCAUUUGUAUCCACCGAUGUUUAACAUGAUGUGACCAAGUGGAUGGCAUAAUAUACAAGUGUUAGGAGGUGCUGGGUGAACAUGAUGCACCAAAAUUUAUACAAAGUUUUAGUUGGGACAGUGUAUGUACGUCACUUUAACAGCAGUCGUUAUAACACCGGUGUUCCCAUGUCGCUUAUGAGUUACCACAUAUAUGUAACUUUGUGGGUGAUUACUUUUGGGGACUUUUUAAUGUACGGCUCACAAUUUUAACAGCUGAUCUUCGAGCCACAAACCAUGAUCCUCUAGUCAACUAUAAUGAGCCAUUUCCUUAAUCCAAGGUUACUGGUAUUCCUAACAGUAGGAUCUCACCCACAUUAGUUAUAAACUAUUCAAAAACACAUACCAUUACUUUGGAUAUAAAUUACAUACAGGACUAGAGUAGAGAUAUGGACACUUUAAAGGCACUGGUAUUUGUUUUCCAGCAAGUAAUAAUAUGUGUUGGCUGUUGUUUUUUUUAUAUGUUCCCUCCUCAUGCCUGGGGCUAUUCCACUGUAUAAUAUAACUAAAGCACUCAUGCUUGCAAUGCAAAAUUUAACUGUUAGUUUUUUACGCUGUUUUAUGUUUUUGACAAUCUUCUAACUUAGGAGUAAAAACCUUGCGGAACUUGUAUUAAAAUGUCAU